Molecule: messenger RNA, 3838 nt
Organism: Struthio camelus australis
Lineage: Eukaryota; Metazoa; Chordata; Aves; Struthioniformes; Struthionidae
Gene: KLHL15
Product: kelch like family member 15
Biological process (GO): nuclear protein quality control by the ubiquitin-proteasome system; protein ubiquitination
Cellular component (GO): Cul3-RING ubiquitin ligase complex; nucleus
Molecular function (GO): protein binding
Source: RefSeq, a predicted model, not a curated record
GAGAGGGAGGGGGGAUGGCGAGAGGUGAGCUCCUUCAGACGUACCGUCAGGGACGGUUUGUGCUUGGUCUUACACGCAGCCUCGCGUUCCUGUGGCAGUGACAAACGCCUCAUAAAUUAGCGUGUUUUAAGUAUUUCUGUUGAAAAGGGGUUGUCUCUUGUCUUUAGAACUGCAGGCUGCCUGGGCCCACUGUUAUUUUAUAUUAUUGCGGUAUGUAAUACCUAAAAUGUAGUCGCUUCGAUGCUGUAAUCAAGAUGGGGGCUGGUUUUGCUGAAAGCUGUACCAAAAGAAUGAGUUUCUUUCUGUGGUUAUGGAUGGCAGUGAGGAUCAGCUUUUGUUGAUGCAUAUGCAACAGCAAGAAAAUGCAGGUUUAUCUAGCACAGUAAAUGGGCAUGAGGCAGAAAAGAGGAUAAGGGUGAAAAUGACAACCAGAUGUGUUUGUAUGCACUAGAAAAGAGAACACCUAAUUUGAUGUCAGAGCAUUUGUGUUUGUGUUUUUACGGUAAAAUGUCACUAUACAAAUGUUAGUAAUCUUUGCUGGCCAUCUGCCUAACAAGAUUUUGAAUGUCAACCUUCUUCUUCUUGCUGUCUUUUGUAGGCUCAGUGCUUAGUGGUAUAGAGAACAUAUGGACAUAAGACCCUGCCCCAAGAAUGAACAGCUCGAAUCUUUCAUACCAGACAACUAAAACCCCCACCACAUGCAUGCUGUUUUCAGAUUUGGGCACAACAUAAGUGCUUUAAAAUUCAAAUAAAAUCCCUGGUGCAGUGAUGACAGCCAGCUUGGAAGUUUAACAGAGACUAUGAGAUAACGGCCAAAUUCCUAGCCCUUCCACUUGGAAACUCAAACUGUCUCCUUCAUGGAAACCUCUUCUUACAGGCAUAGAGGCUAUUGCUCCUAGUAGGAUUUCUUCUAUGAUCUCAGAGAAACAGGUUUCAAUGUGAUUCAUGGCAGGGGACGUGGAAGGGUUUAGCUCCUCCAUCCAUGACACCAGUGUCUCUGCUGGAUUCAGAGCACUGUAUGAGGAGGGAUUGCUUCUUGAUGUCACACUUGUCAUUGAAGACCACCAAUUUCAGGCCCAUAAAGCGCUGCUUGCCACCCAGAGUGAUUACUUCAGGAUUAUGUUCACAGCUGACAUGCGAGAACGAGAUCAGGACAAAAUCCAUUUGAAAGGUCUGACAGCUACAGGCUUCAGUCAUGUCCUCCAGUUCAUGUACUAUGGAACUAUUGAACUGAGUAUGAACACUGUUCAUGAAAUCCUUCAGGCUGCCAUGUAUGUCCAGUUGAUAGAGGUGGUAAAAUUUUGCUGCUCUUUUCUCUUAGCUAAAAUCUGCUUAGAAAACUGUGCAGAAAUUAUGAGACUUUUGGAUGAUUUUGGUGUAAACAUCGAAGGAGUCAGGGAAAAAUUGGACUCCUUUCUGCUAGAGAAUUUUGUGCCGCUCAUGUCCAGACCUGACUUUCUUUCCUAUCUGAGCUUUGAGAAGCUCAUGUCUUACUUGGAUAACGAUCAUCUGAGCAGGUUUCCAGAGAUAGAGCUGUAUGAAGCUGUUCAGGCUUGGCUGCGCCAUGAUAGAAGACGCUGGAGGCAUACGGACACCAUCAUUCAGAACAUCAGGUUUUGUUUGAUGACACCAUCCAGUGUUUUUGAGAAGGUAAAAACAUCAGAGUUUUAUCGAUACUCCCGGCAGCUGCGACAUGAGGUUGACCAAGCCAUGAAUUACUUUCAUAGCGUUCACCAACAGCCUCUGAUGGAAAUGAAAUCGAACAAAAUUCGUUCUGCCAAACCCCAGACUGCAGUAUUUAGAGGAAUGAUAGGACACAGUAUGGUAAACAGUAAAAUUCUUCUCUUGCACAAACCAAGGGUCUGGUGGGAACUAGAGGGUCCUCAAGUACCUUUACGACCAGACUGCCUUGCCAUUGUGAAUAACUUUGUAUUCCUAUUAGGCGGGGAAGAACUGGGGCCAGAUGGUGAGUUUCAUGCUUCAUCCAAAGUGUUUAGAUAUGACCCAAGACAGAACACGUGGUUACGAAUGGCAGACAUGUCUGUUCCGCGAUCUGAGUUUGCUGUUGGAGUUAUUGGGAGGUAUGUUUAUGCAGUGGCUGGGAGAACCAGGGAUGAAACAUUUUACUCAACUGAGCGGUAUGAUAUUACUGAAGAUAAGUGGGAAUUUGUGGAUCCUUAUCCAGUCAAUAAAUAUGGACACGAAGGGACUGUGCUUGGUAACAAGUUGUAUAUCACUGGUGGAAUUACAUCAUCUUCAACUUCUAAGCAAGUGUGUGUAUUUGACCCCAGUAAAGAAGGGACAGUAGAGCAGCGCACAAGGAGAACUCAAGUGGUCACUAACUGUUGGGAGAACAAAUGCAAAAUGAAUUACGCAAGAUGCUUUCACAAAAUGAUUUCUUACAAUGGUAAGCUUUAUGUCUUUGGUGGUGUCUGUGUGAUCUUGAGGGCGUCCUUUGAAUCUCAAGGAUGUCCUUCUACAGAGGUUUAUGACCCAGAUACUGAUCAAUGGACUAUAUUGGCUUCUAUGCCAAUCGGUAGGAGCGGUCAUGGCGUAGCUGUUCUGGACAAACAGAUAAUGGUUCUUGGAGGCCUUUGUUACAAUGGUCAUUACAGUGAUUCAAUCCUCACCUUUGAUCCAGAGGAAAACAAAUGGAAAGAAGAUGAAUACCCAAGGAUGCCCUGCAAGCUGGAUGGUUUACAAGUGUGCAGCUUGCACUUUCCUGAAUACGUAUUGGAGCAUGUUAGACGUUGCAGCUAAAAGCGAGUGGAGCAACCCAGUCAAAUGUAAAAAGCUAUCCCUAAUUUGUCAGGAAAUCCAAACCAGUUGAAUUUCUCCAGAGACGUUAACUUGUGUAUAAGAACUGCUAAAUGCUUAGAGAAACAGGAUGUACAGGGAGAGUACUUAACCAAGUCUGCUAGAAAAACCAGUAGUUGGUCUGGUAUUGUAAAAGCUUUGUUUUUUUAACAAACAUAAUUGUAAGUAGAGGAAAGAAAAAUAUAUUUUUCAGUGUGCUUAUUUUUUGGUAGCAUUUUAUGUCCAUAGUACUUUUUUUGUUUUAACUGGCCUUUACACCACUAUGCUUCUGAAAUCAAUUGGAGUUUAACAAAAUAUCUGUGGAAGGAAGAGAAGGAGGACUUUAUUUUCAAUUUUUUUUUUAUUGAGCAUCACAAUAGAACUCAUCAGCUGUACUAGGGUACAACCAGGCUUAAAAGAACAAAACUGAACUGUUGUUGUAUGUUAUGUUGUCUUUGGAAUCUUUUCCCAUUAAUUGCUAAGUAUUCUCAAUUCUGCUAGGCAUUUUUGUUUUCCCUUAAAUACAUUUAAGAAUAAUCUUAACCCCUUUGCAUGACUUUUUUCCUGGUUUUGUAUAGUAGUACCAGUAAGUCUGCCAAAAUGCAAAUUAUACAUUUUCUACUAAAUUGAAAAUGAAACAUUUUUGUAUUGAAAACACUAUUUCUAUGCUGCCUUCUGUUGUCUGCAUUGUGUUUGUUGGUGGUAAAAUAUAUGCACACACAUGCAUACACUGUAAAAUCUAUAUAUAAAUGCAUCUUUUUAUGUGCAGUUAGGAUAUUAUAUUUUAACUAGUGCACAGAUUCAGCCAUAUCUGUUGAAUUUUAGGUAGAGUAUUAUCCUUUAAUGAGCUAAAUAAUUAAAAAAUUCUUAAGUAACUGGAGGCCUCCUUUGGUAUCAAAAUAUCUUAUCUUUAGCCUAUACUGAUUGAUUCAGUAACUUUGAACUCUUUAUAUUGAUGCUACAUAAUGAACUGUUAAUAAUUUGUUAUUUUAUAUAUUAUUUUUAAAAAGUAAAAAAUACAUCUUUCCUGAAUUUCUUUUAC